CAUUACAUUAAAUAGCAAUCGAUAGUUGGCUUCACUACUAUUGGCAUCGAUUACAGUAGUAAUGCAUUAGUAGUGUAUUUGAUGCAAUCGUAUCGAUAAUAAACGUGUAGUCAAUUGAAAUGUUUGAGUAUUAUAUUAAUACAUGUAUUAUAUUAUAAGUUAUAACUGUUUAGACGCCACAUGUUUUGACCAAAAGUCAUACAAACUAUGGUAUGACAUGAAAGAUAUGACUGUUGAUGGCAUUCAUCACUUGUUGUAAUUGCAAUCAAUUGAUAUUAUGACCACUAUUUGCCUACCAAUGACUUAAACAUGGAUUUGACUCUCAUAUCUAAUUAUCUCAGAAGUGAUGCCUUACUUCAGAAAGAGGCCAUUGAAUACUUUGAGCGCCUCAAGAGUGACCAAAACGGAUGGAAAUUAUGCGUCGAGUGUUUGGUUAAGUCCCAAGUGGUCGACGAUUCGGCCAUUUUUUUCUGUCUUCAAGUUAUUGAACAUUACAUCAAAACGAGGUAUUCAAGUGAUAGUGAAGACAAUCGGACACUAAUCCGUCAAUUUAUAUUUCAUUGGUUUAACACAAAACACCUGACAUUGAAUUACAUUGAAAACAAAUUCGCAUAUAUUGUUAAUUCAGUCUUUUUAGUCGACUUUCCGCUCCAGAAGUGGAACACAUUCUUCACUGAUAUUUUAAGUCUUUGUCAAAACCAAGAAAAUUGUGAUCUUUUUCUACGAAUUUUGCUACAAAUCAAUGCCGAUGUCGCUGACCGAGAGAUUCCCAGAAGUCAAAAGGAAUUGGAAAGAAAUACUUUAAUUAAAGACCUGAUGCGAGAAACAUGUCUUCUAGAAUUGGCUCAGUUCUGGUUCAAUGUUAUUAAUACAUAUCGAGACUCGAGUCCCAACACUGUCUGCUUAUGUCUAGAAGUGAUCGGCAGUUAUGUCUCAUGGAUUGACAUUAGUCUUAUAACUAACGACUCAAUUAUGACAAAUCUAUUUAAUUUAUUUCCAUUCGACACAUUCCGGUGCUCUGUUACCGACUGUUUUAACGGUAUUCUUCAUAAGGGAAUGGAUUCUUUGGCCAAAACACAACUCAUCCAACAGUUUAUGAGUGUUGAGUCGAUUAAACAGAAAUUGACGCAAAUAUUCAAUACAUCUAUUGUUUGUGACACCGAUGAGAAUAAUAACCUUUUUGUGAUAAAGUUCUCUAAACUUAUGAAUACCAUUGGUAUUGAAUUGAUUGAAGCGCUCAAGAAAUUCAAGUCAAAGAGCAGUUUAAGUAACAAUUGUAUAGCUAAUGGUAAUCUGGAAGACCUACAGGCGCUUACAUACAUAUCUACCGCUAUUGAGUCAAAGUUUAACAUUUUGUGCCAAUUUUUGUCCCAUAAGAACAAUUUAGUGUCUUUACAAAUACAUCCGUUUACCAGAGAGUACAUCCAAUGGGCGAAAAACACGUUAACAAAAAAAGAGAAUAACGUAACGGUUGUGGACAAGGCUUUAGAAGAGAAACUAUUAAUAUUUUUAAGAAUAAUUAUAGAGAAAUGUAAAUAUCCAAUGGAUCACGACUUUAGUCUCGAAGAAGAGACAACAUUUGAUGAGUUCCGCAAAUCGUGUAAAGUAUUGUUUGAUAAUUUAAUGCUUUUAAACUCUUCAGUUGUGAUUCAAUCCAUUUGUAGUCAACUUAUUGAACCUUUGCUUAUGAAUUGGCGAAUAUCUGGAAAUAAUUAUACAUUUGCUGACAUUGAGAUAUGUCUCUACUAUUUUUAUCUGAUGGGCGAAAACCUCAACUUCUUAAACGACACGAAACGCAUUGAAUUAUUGUUACAAUUGUUGAUAACAUCAUCGAUCUCUACUUUUCCCCACACCUGCACUCAAUCCAUUUAUUUUGAUCUAAUAUUACGAUACGAAAAAUAUUUCGCCAAUAAUUUAAAUUAUUUGGUUCCACAGAUUCUUAUCUCAUUUCUUGAUGAAAGAGGUUUCAAAAAUAGGAGUUUAAAGAUGAGAAGCAAAGUGGCCCUAAUGUUCAAUAAGUUUGUCAAAUCUCAGAUCAAAUCUAAAGGCAGUGAUAAACAGCAGAACUUUACUGAAGACAUUCUCAAACGUUUGCAAGACUUUCUUAAAUUAGAUGUUAUUCCCAGUGAUUCCGAUUUAAAUGAAACUAAUGGACUAAUUAGCAACAAAAACAAGACACCAAAUAUUUUUGAUGAAAUUCGAUAUUCAAUUACAACUGAAGAUCAACUUAAUGUCUAUGAAACUGUUGCGAUACUGAUUAUUACGAAUCAGAAUUUUGAUACAAAUCGUAAACAAUUUUUAAUGAAGACUUUGUUGAUUAACACAAUUUGGGAUAAAUUUGAAGAAAUCUAUUCAAAACUUUCAAAUGAAAUUAAUGCUCAAAAUGGGAAAAUAAUGACGGAUUCAAAUGAAUUUGUUGUUAAACAAUAUUGCACUCAAAUCUCACACAUAAUAUCUCUUACCUCUCGUACUUCAAAAGCGUUUUCUAAUAUAAUAACCAUAAAAUCCGUUGGACUUCAUGACAUUUAUUUACAAUCUUUUAAUAUAUUUAUUAAACCGUUAAGUUUAGGAUUAAAUGAAGAUUUUUUGUUUAUAAUUCAAUCUACUACUCGACAGUUCCUUCACCGGUGUAUUGUAUGUCUCGAUGAGAGUGAUAUUGUGCCACUUCUUCCUUCAGCCAUACAAAGCUUGUUUUUACUGAACCAACAGCUCAACUAUAAGACACUACAAGAGUUAAUUCCACUUCUGAAUCAAGUGGUCACUAAAUUUAAGCAUUCAUGGCUUUUCCAAAGAGAUUUAACUCCGUUUUUCAAACAAAUAUUUAAGCCAUUAAUUCAUUCAUUCUUUACAGUUAUUUCGCAAACAGUUAAUAAUGAAGAAAAACUUUCAAUUCAAAAGUCAUAUUAUACUUUAUUAUCACUUCUUGUCACUAAUAAUAUUAUGGAACCAUUGGUUUCAAUCGAAGUACCACUUUUGGAACAGAUAAUGAUAACUGUUUUUCAAGGAGCCAUUGAUUUCCCAGAUGUUGUCACCCAAAAGAUAUGUUUCCAAAUAUUACGAAAAUUUAUUGAAUUUUUUGCUGAAUCAAAUGAAGUAUCUUUUGAUAGCAAUGGUAAGGCAGUGGACACUAAAUUAGUGAAGAAUAUAGGCAGCAAUGAGUUCGCAGAGUUCAUCUAUAAGUCUAUAAUACCCGCCUGUUUUGUGGCACCUAUUCGUCACAAUGAAGACUCGCAAUUAGUCAAUGAGUGCAUUACAUGUCUUAAAGCAAUUCAGACAACUCGUGGUACACAAGAGUUAUCCACUUAUCUCUCGUCGCAAUUCUUUCCGCAACACUUUCCAAAUUAUAGCAAUUGUUGUGAAUUGAUUCAGACAUUGAUGAACAAUGAUGUAAAAACAACUAAACGUCUUUUUAAAAUAUUUUGCCAACAAUUUAAACAAAACAUUAAUGAAAUCACAUAAAAUAUGCUAAUUUUGUAUUAUAUUUAAUGUAUUAUAACU
Molecule: messenger RNA, 3498 nt
Organism: Oppia nitens
Lineage: Eukaryota; Metazoa; Arthropoda; Arachnida; Sarcoptiformes; Oppiidae
Product: exportin-T-like
Exons: 7
Coding region: 310-3459 (1049 amino acids)
Biological process (GO): tRNA re-export from nucleus
Cellular component (GO): cytoplasm; nuclear pore; nuclear matrix
Molecular function (GO): small GTPase binding; tRNA binding
Source: RefSeq, a predicted model, not a curated record